AUGUUGAGGAAGCCGCCUCUGCUAAUGCUUAUUGUAAUCUUUCUUCUUGUUUGUGGAUUUUCACUUUCACACUCUCAUUUUCCCACUCAUCAAACAUCAGAAAGGCUGCUGCAGGUUGCUGAUGAUUUAUCUGGUGAGCAUCAAACAUUGCUUGUGUUGGCUCCAAGGAGGACUUCCCGUAAAGACCCUCUCAACGGCUUUACAACGUACACCGGAGGCUGGAACAUUAGCAACCGCCAUUAUUGGGCUUCUGUCGGCUACACAGCAGUUCCUUUUUUCGUUAUUGCCUUAAUCUGGUUCAUCUCAUGUGGUAUUUGCUUGUCUCUCAUCUGCCUCUGCUACUGCUGCUGUCGGAAGGAGCCAUAUGGUUAUUCCAGGAUUGCUUAUGCGCUCUCUCUCAUUUUCCUCCUUCUCUUUACCGUCAUUGCAAUGAUUGGAUGUGUUGUGUUGUACGUCGGGCAAGACAAAUUUCAUAGCAGUACAAGCAGCACUUUGGAAUAUGUGGUCCAUCAGGCAGAUGGCAUAUCGGACAAUCUUAGGAAUGUGUCGCAAUAUCUGUCGGAGGCCAAGCAGAUUAACAUGGUUGGUCAAGUUUCUCUGCCUCCAACUGUCCAAACAGAUAUUGAUCAGAUCCAAACCAAUGUCGACUCUGCAGCUCGUACACUAUCCGAUCAAACGCACGGCAAUUCCAAAAAAAUAAAGAACCUGAUAGAAUCAGUGAGAUUGGCUCUUAUCAUACUCUCUGCUACUAUGCUUAUUCUCACUUUUCUGGGAUUCGGUAAUGCCUAUUCUUCUUUCCUUUACACAACUUACUCUUGCUUGGUGAUUACUGGAUGGAUUCUCGUGACUGGAACAUUCAUACUCUGCGGCAUUUUUCUUCUUCUCCACAAUGUGACGGGAGACACCUGCGUAGCAAUGAAUCAGUGGGGCCAAAACCCCACAGCUCAAACAGCUCUAGACGAUAUUCUGGCGUGUGUGGAUAAAAGCACUGCUGAGGACACGUUGAACAGAAGCAAAGAAGUAACAUCCCAGUUAGUCGAUUUGAUUAAUACAGUUAUCACUAAUGUCUCCAACAUCAAUUUUGCUCCCAACUUUGUGAAUUUAUACUACAACCAAUCGGGUCCACUUCUGCCAACCCUCUGCAACCCGUUUAAUCACGACCUAACCGAGCGAGCGUGUACCCCUGGCGAGGUGGAUCUCAACAAUGCCACCCAGGUGUGGAGUGUGUAUGUGUGCCAGGCAUCAGCAAACGGCAUUUGUAUGACCACAGGACGUUUGAAUCCAAGCCUCUACGGUCAGAUGGCAGCCACUGUCAAUUUGAGCUACGGCUUGUAUCAAUACGGCCCAUUCCUUGUUGGCCUACAGGAUUGCACCUUUGUCCAGCAAACAUUCUCCGAUGUACAAGUUGAGUAUUGUCCGGGCCUACGAAAGCACAGCCAGCGAGUCUAUGAUGGGCUGCUCAUGGUUGCAAUAGCAGUUAUGCUGUCUUUAGUAUUGUGGGUCAUAUAUGGAAGAGAGAGGCUGCACCGUGCCUAUACCAAAGAGCAUCAUAAUAAAGCUAAUCAAAAAUUGCCGGAAGGUCGUGACCAGAAGAUGGAGAAAUAG
Messenger RNA from Striga hermonthica, 1605 nucleotides. The record is from the annotation of a GenBank genome assembly. NCBI's taxonomy places the organism in Eukaryota, Viridiplantae, Streptophyta, Magnoliopsida, Lamiales, Orobanchaceae.